Fusarium oxysporum Fo47 is the source of this 884-nucleotide messenger RNA. RefSeq lists its product as uncharacterized. Bases 10 to 858 code for a protein of 282 amino acids. Lineage: Eukaryota; Fungi; Ascomycota; Sordariomycetes; Hypocreales; Nectriaceae. The transcript has a single exon. The record is from RefSeq and is a predicted model, not a curated record.
CAAGCAAGCAUGGAACUCUCCAUUCCACUCCAUCCCAAGAGCGGCGAGCUCCGACCACAGCACAACCAAUCCAACUCGGCCUUCACACGCGACAAUGUUCUCGAGCACAAUCCAGACGACUACACUCUUGUAAACAUCCGAACCGAGACGGUCCAGUACGGGCAACACUAUGGACGGCCGGCCGCACUGAUCAUAUUACGGUUUAUCGUCAAAUUUCGUCCGGGGAACAAACGCCUGCGAUCCUUCAAUAUUAAGAUCGAGUUUCAGAGAUAUAGCAACCCAGGUGGUGACAGCACCAACAGAACCGAUCGAGUGGGAAUACCGACAGUAGCUGUGCUUGCCCCGGAAGAGCGCAGGGGCAAGAUAUAUACCGAAGAGCAGAGCACCACGAUAUCCACUAGCAUAGACGUGCCGCUCGGCCCGUCCGGUCCAACCAGCCAUGUUGGAGGCGAGCGUGCCAGCACGGUUGGCAAGGAGCACGUCAUGCAACUCAGCGGGUGGAAGAUGAGUUCCGAGAGUGGCGUGGAUAACGUCGUGGUCUGGGACUGCGUCGAGGCCAAGAAGGCUGCAAAGGGGGUUAUACCUGGCUAUCGCGGGGCCAUCGUUGUGGAGCAUCAGGAGGCUACCAAGUUCCAGGCUGUCAUUACACUGGAUGCCCAGCGAGGCAUUUGGGAUGCUGCCUCAGGAUUGUUUGAGUGGUCAAACCUGUUUGGGAAAAAGGAUACAGAUGAUCCUCUUCUAUUUGAUUCCACGAUGCCAGUGGGCGCACAGAUUGAUGCUGUUGACUUCAAAGAUUUAAAUCUUGAUGAUUUAGUCGAGUUAAAGCCGAUCAAGGCUCUUCCAAGUGGAUAUAACUAAAACUUUAGUUUUAAGGUUGAAUUAGC